AUGCUCGAGAUCGCCUUUUGCCAACGUACUAUAAGAAGGAUUUCAUUGGGUCUCAACACCAACAGAGCUCGUGACUCUGAUGGAAUCCCACCGAUUGUUCUCAAGAAAUGUGCUUCCGAACUAAUACCUGUUCUCUGCAUGUUGUUCAACUACUAUUACAAAUUGGGGAUAUUUCCAUCCAACUGGCAAAUUGCGAAAGUACAACCAGUUGCUAAAAAAAGGCAAAAAGACCCUACCUAGCAACUACAGACCGAUCGCACUGCUAUCUAUUAUUUCAUAAUCAUGGAGAAAGCUAUCAACAUCGAGUUCAUGAAAUACCUGGAACAUUCAGGUAUUAUCAACGAUAGGCAAUAUGGCUUUCGUCAUCAGAGAUCAACUGGUGACCUGCUCGCUUACGUCUCACAUAUAUGGCAGCAUUCUAUUGAAAAAUAUGGUGAAACCUCAGCCGUGGCACCUGUUAUCUUCCGUCUUAUGGUUUGCCACUCCAGCUAUAUUUUCUGCUAGCUAGUUUUCUCUCAAACAGAUUUCUCU
This is a messenger RNA of Phaedon cochleariae (mustard beetle), 531 nucleotides long. The record is from the annotation of a GenBank genome assembly. NCBI's taxonomy places the organism in Eukaryota, Metazoa, Arthropoda, Insecta, Coleoptera, Chrysomelidae.